This is a messenger RNA of Closterium sp. NIES-65, 3348 nucleotides long. The record is from the annotation of a GenBank genome assembly. Lineage: Eukaryota; Viridiplantae; Streptophyta; Zygnematophyceae; Desmidiales; Closteriaceae.
AUGGAAAAGCGGAUCUAUAAUCCACUGGCUGCCCUCUCUUCUCUUCAUGCACGCAUGCACACACAUUCAGGAGCUGCUGCUGGAGUCCCUCUUCUAUCUCUCCCUGCCUCCACGCUCUGCCCAAAUCCUUGCCUUGCCUCCCCUUUUGUAUCCCCCUUGCGUGGGCUGUGCAGGGUCGUCUCUCACAACAAUCUGACCGGGCCCGUGCCUACAUCAACGGCUGGUAUGGGCGCUCUCAAGUAUUUGUGCGUGCUCUGCGCUUUCGUGGAAUUUCACUUGCUUCUCUUCACUUGCUUCUCCUGUGCGGGUAGGGACCUAUCGAACAAUGAAAUAACCGGCCAGAUGCCUGCUUCUUUUUCAGGCGCCCCACAUCUUAGAUGGAUAAGCCUCUCCAACAACAAGAUAAGUGGGACCAUCCCUGCCACUCUGAGCGAGCUGGGAUUUCUUGGAACACUGGAGCUGGCAGGGAACCGGCUCUAUGGCUCCAUCCCAGAAGCUCUCUCGACAAUUUCCCUUGCUUUCCUAGACGUAUCACGCAACUACCUCACAGGGCGUGUUUUGUAUCCUGCCAUGCCAGGGUACUCAAAAAACCACUACAGCAGCAACUUCUUCUCUCAGGACCUGCAAGAGUCCGACUGUGUGAUACAGGAGUUCCUGCUCGACGCUAAUUGCUUCUCCAUUCCAGCGGCAGCGGUGGAGGGCUCGUGUGCGGGUGUGGAUCAGAGGCCUCCUGCUGCGUGUGAGGCGUUCUGUGGGAUUGUCAACAGCACCACGCCUGCUUGUGGUGGCCUGGGGGUGUGUUACCCGGAGGGGCCGAACCUUGUUCCCACGUGUCUCUGUAACGAUGGGUUUGUGCAAGAUGGAGGGAUCUACUGCAUUGCUGAGGGUACGUGCCUGCAGUGGAAAGCAGCAGUGUGCCUUCAUUCUGACAGCUCGCUGCAGAACGGGGAGGUGGUGGAGGCGCCGACCGUUCUCACCAAGGGUGCAGAAGCAGCAACAGCAGGGGCAUUCACUGCCGACCCGCUCGUGCUCUUCUCGUAUGAUUCUGUCAAGGAGGGCUGUGGCACACAGCUGCAGUUCCAAGCCAACUUCACCUUCUUCAUGUUGCCUUCCACCGCUGCUGCUGCUGCUGCUGGCCAGGGAGGCAACGGGCUCGCGUUUGUGAUUUCGGCGACGAAUGAGGCGGGGACUGGCGGGGAGGGGGGAGGGGUGGGGUACGCUGGCAUGGACGCUCGGAGCGUGGCGGUGGAGUUUGACACGUUCACAGAUGCAGCGCAUGGGGACAUGCCCGCCCACCACGUGGGACUCAACACCGGCGGCAGCGGCACUUCCGUCAAGGCCGUUCAAUCGCCCUUCCGUCUCAACAACCGAAAGGCUUAUACAGCGUGGAUUGAUUACUUUCCCGGAGCCCCCGGAGCCCUCAAGGUGUACCUGUCUGGGGACGAUGUGAAGCCAGAUGUGCCUCUACUGGAGAGCCCUCUGUCGCUGUGUGACGUGCUGCAGCCAAUGGCUGCUCAAAGAGCGUUCUACUUUGGGUUUGUGGCGUCCUCUGUGGCUCCCUUCCAGCAGCAGCACGCCAUCCUGGUGUCUCUCAUCCGAACAGCCCUGUCUGCAACGACGUUCCGGCCUUUGCGGGCGAGUCCGUUCACGCGGUACGUGAGUGCAUCCUACUCGCUCACGCAGUCGGGGCAGCAGGACGCCUGGCUCCUCCGCGACCCCUCCUCCUGGGAUGUGCCCUGGCUCUCCUGGCCCGUCAAGGACCAGGACGCCUGCAAUGCGUGCUGGGCAUUCGCAGUAGUGGCGAGCGUAGAGGCUGCCUAUGGCAUCGCACAGAAGUUACCCGCGCCGCAGCUGUCAGUGGAGUCGCUCUUUGCAGCCAUGGGGCUCACCACUCAAGAAGGGAAGUGCAGCGCUGGAGGCUCCCCGACAGACGCCUUUGAGAAGCUGCUUGCUCUGCCCAAAGGGGGACUCACUCUAGUCGCCACAAUGCCUGCAAGCACAAGCAAAACGGCUGUUGUGAAGUACUAUCCCGUUCAGGGCUUUGAGCGCACGCGGUUCAAGGGGUACGUGGGUCUCAUGCUGGCAGUGGAACGGCAGCCGGUGCUGGUUCACAUCGAAGCCUCUGCUCCCACGUUCGCCACAUACGACGGGAUGAUCAAGUACCAGGAUCCUGGCUGCUAUACUGGCAGGCUGAACCACGUUGUCCUCGUUAUUGGCUACUCUGUUACAGUCGGUGAAAAAGGAAAACUGCGUAUUCCUCCUCCAUUUUGGAUCAUCCGCAACUCGUGGGGCGAGGGUUGGGGCGACAGGGGUCACAUGCGCAUGGACAUUCAGGGAGGGGAUGGCGUGUGUGGCAUCAAUGUGCUGCCUGGCAUCUACCCAAUCAUCAAGAUUCCCGGCGACCCGUGUGUGCUCAAGGGCUUUGCAUUGGACCGGGAGGACUGGCCGGCCAUGAACCCGUGCGGGCGCUUUGCGUGCCGCCCCAACGCGCGCGCCAACACAUACUCGUGUACCUGCAGCCUGCCCCGCCCCGGCCCCCAGCCCUUUGUGGAGGUCGCCAAUGCUGACGCCUCAAAAACCUGUGCCUACGGUGGCAACCCCUGUGCCGUGGGCACAUGCAUCAACGAUGGCAAGGGCUCCUACUCCUGCAUCUGCCCUCCCAACUACGCCGCCACCACCACCAUUGACAACUUCCCCACCUGCGGCCCAGCCGACGUGACAGCAACGACGGUGGCAGUGGGUGGGGACAACUGGCAGUGUGCGGAUGUGCAUCCAGUCAUGGGGCUCACCCUUGCUGACUUCUCCGCACUCAACAAGGGUGUUGUCUGCACCAAGGUCCUGAAGAAAGGCACGACACUCAAUGUCAAGCCCCCUUCACCCAUCGUUUCCUGCACUGCCUUCUUCUUCACUCUCGAUGGAGAUACUUGCGACUCCAUAGCGGGGCGCGUCUAUCUGCCAACAGACGGCACCUUUGCAACCCUCAACCCUGGCGUUGACUGCUCCAAGAGCCUCUCUCCCGGCCGCUCUCUGUGCCUGGAGCGCAAUCCAGAGCUCGUGAGCACGGCGCCUGUGUGCUUGCAAUACGUGAUGCUGACAGCGCAGGACACGUGCGAGCGGCUGCUCAAAGGGACGGUCGCCACUGUGGAUAGUGCUGCGUGGGCUGCUCUCUACCGCAACAACCCCGGCCUCAUCUGCUCCAACACCAUCCCUGGCUCUGCCUCGGCUGCCGGGAGCAACACUGGCGUGCAGGUGUGUCUCCGAGGUAAGUAUUGGAACUUCCAGCUGGGCUCUUGUGUGAAGGGAAAGCCUUUUGAGGCGCCUCAAAUGCUUCAUUCUUUAUGUGUCUGA